AUGAAUCCACGAAUUGCAAGUGUUGCAGUAAUUGGAAAACAGAAUAAUCCUCUUUAUUUGAGGGUUUUUUCAGAAAAAAAAACGGAUUUGACGUAUCAUUUUAUGAUUCAUAGUGCGUGUGAUGAAUUAGAAGCUGCUUUAAGUAGGGUUUCAGUUGAAGAAAAUACUAAAAAAUUGCAACAAAAUCCCUUGGAAACAAAUUCAAAUGCGAAAUUGAAUGAACGUUCUCAGACAUCUGUUAAUCCUAAAACAGAGUCAUUAGAUGCAUAUCUUGGGCUUUUACAUAUACAGGAAACAGCGGCUGGUUAUGGGUUUGUGACUAAUACACAGAUUAAAUUCAUAGUCGUGUUGGAUAUGUCAGAAAUGAUUAUUACAGAUGCUGAUAUGAAACUGCUUUUCAAGGCAAUUCAUUCCGCAUAUAUCGUUCAGGUUUGUAAUCCAUUUUAUUCUUUAGACGAUAAGACACCUAUACAAAGUCGACGGUUCGAUAAAAUGAUUCAACAGAUUGUAGAAUCAUGGACAUCUGGUCUAUGA
Messenger RNA from Pneumocystis murina B123, 534 nucleotides. RefSeq lists its product as hypothetical. Gene Ontology annotation, biological process: endoplasmic reticulum to Golgi vesicle-mediated transport. NCBI's taxonomy places the organism in Eukaryota, Fungi, Ascomycota, Pneumocystomycetes, Pneumocystales, Pneumocystaceae. The record is from RefSeq and is a predicted model, not a curated record. Bases 1 to 534 code for a protein of 177 amino acids. Gene Ontology annotation, cellular component: nucleus; TRAPP complex; cytoplasm. The transcript is spliced from 4 exons.